Messenger RNA from Thunnus maccoyii (southern bluefin tuna), 1697 nucleotides. RefSeq names its product ectonucleoside triphosphate diphosphohydrolase 2-like. Bases 7 to 1515 code for a protein of 502 amino acids. Gene Ontology annotation, biological process: nucleoside diphosphate catabolic process. The transcript has 9 exons. The record is from RefSeq and is a predicted model, not a curated record. Gene Ontology annotation, molecular function: GDP phosphatase activity; UDP phosphatase activity. Lineage: Eukaryota; Metazoa; Chordata; Actinopteri; Scombriformes; Scombridae. Gene Ontology annotation, cellular component: plasma membrane.
UCCAGCAUGGGUCUCCAGUACUCCCAAAUCAUCCUUGCGGUUGUGCUCCUGAUAGUGUCAAUAGUUGGGAUUCUUCUGGUGGUCCUUCCAGCUAAAGAGAUGGAGAAGCCUCCAGAAAACAUGUAUGGAAUUGUUCUGGACGCAGGCUCAUCCCACACCUCCAUGUACAUCUAUAAAUGGCCGGCUGACAAGCUAAACGGCACCGGUAUUGUCACCCAGCAUAGCGAGUGUCAUGCCGAAGGUGGGGGCAUAUCUAGCUAUGCUGGCAUUCCUGGUGGUGCAGCACAAAGUCUGAAGCCCUGUAUGGACCAAGCUGUGAGGGAUAUCCCCAAAUUCAGGCACCACCAGACUCCACUCUAUCUGGGAGCUACUGCAGGCAUGAGGCUCUUGAACAUAGUCAACACCACAGAGUCACAGCGGGUACUGAAGGAAGUGGGCAACAAGCUGCUGUCUUACCCUUUCAAUUUCCGAGAGGCAACCAUCCUGAGCGGACAGCAGGAGGGGGUGUAUGGCUGGGUCACAGUCAACUAUUUGCUUCAAAACUUUGCCAAGUGUGGUUUUGGGUGCCGUUGGCUGAAUCCGGGCAGAAAGACAAUCGGAGCUUUGGAUUUAGGUGGCGCCUCCACUCAGAUCACUUUUGAGACCUCGCAAAAGGUGGAGAAUGAGGAAAAUGUGAUGGAGCUGAAGCUUUAUGGACAACUCUACAAGCUAUACACCCAGAGCUUCCUGUGCUACGGCCAAGACCAGUUUCUACGUAAACUUCUGGCUCACCUCAUCACGACUCAAAGUAUGAAGGCCCAGGUUUUCCACCCCUGCUACCCACAAGAGUUCAACAGAUCUAUCCAGCUGGGGAAGGAUGUCUUUGACUCUCCAUGCACUAAGAAGUACAGACCAGCCAAGUUUAACCCUCAGAUGUCUGUGUCAGUAGUGGGCACAGGAGAUUACCAGAGCUGCCUGGACAAUGUCACAAAGAUGUUCUCUCUCAACAACUGCUCUUACUCCAAGUGCUCCUUUGAUGGAGUCUUCCAGCCCAAUGUGAGCGGAAACUUCAUGGCAUUCUCUGCCUUCUUCUUUAGUCACAGCUAUAUCAGCCAGCUCACCAACAUCACUAUCACCUCCCCCAGCCAAAUGAAGAGGGCAAUCCGGCUCGUCUGCAACAUGACCAUCUCUGAGAUGACUAAAAAGACAAAGCAGUCUAAGGAACACAUGCAGAAUGUCUGCGCCAUCUCCAAUUACGUCCAGGUCCUCUUAACGGAGCGCUACGGUUUUGAUCAUCGCACACUUCCUUCCAUUUCUUUUCAGAAAAAGGCAGGAGGAGCAUCUGUAGGCUGGGCUCUGGGAUACAUGCUGAGUCUGAGCAAUAUGUUGCCAGCAGAGAGCCGCACACUGAUAAAGGCUCUGCCCAAAGGGCCCUGGGCUGGCAUCCUCUUCCUCUUCAUCCUCCUCCUCCUCAUUGCACUGGGAUACCUCCUGGUGAUUUACAGAAACAGAAGAGCUAAAGAAGGCAUGGUGUAAAUGUGACACACAUCCCAGACCAGUUCAUAUUCCUCGUAGAGUAUGCGUAUGUACAUACAAAUUAGUAACAUACAGAAUAUCUUGCACAAUUUUGUUUGCGAAUCUACAAACCUUCUGCUUUUGCUUGUGAACACACACAUGUAACCAAAUGAAACCACAAAAUAAACCAUGUCUUUUGUAAA